Cuscuta campestris is the source of this 1087-nucleotide messenger RNA. The record is from the annotation of a GenBank genome assembly. Lineage: Eukaryota; Viridiplantae; Streptophyta; Magnoliopsida; Solanales; Convolvulaceae.
AUAGGUUUGCCCGAUUGACUGAAGAUGAUAUUGUGACCUCCGUGACAUACUGGAUUCAGCAGCGAUGGUUUGUAUACUUGGUGCGAAUCCACCUUUAUCUAUAGCUGAGGGUUUUAUUCGAAGGAUUUGGAAGGAUUUUUCAAUAGAUGAGAUUAAAUUUUCCAAACCUGGACAAUAUGUUGUUCGAUUUCACUCUGAGGACAGUAGUGAUGAAGCAAUCAGUAGGACUUACUAUCAAUUUGACAAGAAGCCAGUUUAUGUUCGUAAAUGGAAGCCUGGAUGUACAAUUGACCUGAAUGUUCUCAAUGACAUUCCUAUAUGGGCACAACUCCCUGAUCUGGAACUAAAAUACUGGAGCCUAUCAGGGCUGAGUAAGAUAGGGAGCCUAUUGGGGAAACCCAUAAGAACAGAUAAUGCUACUGCAACAAAGACUAAAAUGGAGUAUGCUAGGAUGCAAGUAGCAGUUGCUAUGAAUCAACAAUUUCCGGAUAAGAUAUUGUUUGCUGAUGAAAACAAAAGACUUAUUACGCAAAAGAUCAAGUGCGAGUGGUGUCCAGUCACCUAUACUCAUUGCAAAGGGUUAAGACAUACCCAAAAUACAUGUAGAAGAAAAGAUGGACAAAGUAAACAGAGACUAACCUGGAAACCUAAACACUUACAGAAGGACCAGGGGGUGGUGAAGAAGACUCAAGAUAAGGAGGGUGUAGUGGAGGAAACAAUGGUACCAUCUAGUAAUGGAAAAGGCCUCAAAGGACAAUUAUCCUUAAGUAGACAAGGGGGUGAUCAGAGGGGGUCAUCCGCAAUUAGACAGGUAGGAGACCAGGGAGAAACAACCACAAAUAAACAAGAAGGGUACCAUUCUAAUGGGUUUGUAGAGGUCAAAAGGAAGAAGGCAUUCAAAGGUUCACUGACAGUGGCUAAUGAUAAGGUGCGUUAUCAUGAUAUAUUGUUGCAUAGAGAACUAUUUGAAACCCCAUAUAAGGGGCACUUACCAUUCUUGCUAUGAUUGGUUGAUGGAAUGUAAGAGGACUGAAUAGUCCUAAUAAACAAGCAGCAGUGAAGAAUCUAGUAAAUAAGUAUGCCAUUA